AUUCGGAAGAGAGAGAAAGUAAUCGCGAGAGAGGGAGGGAGAGAGAGAGAGAGGGAGAGAGAGAGGAGAACCACUUUUUCUGGGAAUAGGGUUGUUUGGUUCUUCGGAAUCAAUCCAUCGAUCUCUCCUCUCUCUUCCAUUUUCUUUCAAAUUCUUUUGAUUCUUCUUUCUCCAAUCGACCCCCGUGAAAGAAGAAAUGAAAGAAAGUGAAAGAAAAUAAAAGAAAUCGAAAGAAAGUGUUAGAAAUUUCAUCGAACCCAUCAAAAUUUUGAGAUUAGGAAUUGUUUUUGGCCACGAAUAAUGGAUUUAGAUAACAUUGAGUGCAUAUCGACUUCGGAUGGAAUGGAAGAUGAAGAGAUCUCGUCUCACCAUCCUCACAAUCAUCAUUCUCAUCAAUUCUCGUCGAAGCCUCACAACAAUGGAAUUGCUCCUGCUACAAGCGUCCACGAAUUGCUCGAAUGUCCGGUUUGCACCAAUUCUAUGUACCCACCAAUCCAUCAGUGUCAUAAUGGACAUACAUUGUGUUCUACCUGUAAAACAAGAGUGCACAAUCGAUGCCCGACUUGUAGGCAGGAGCUGGGCGAUAUAAGGUGCCUAGCACUUGAGAAAGUUGCAGAAUCACUUGAACUUCCAUGCAAGUAUUAUUCUUUGGGAUGCCCAGAGAUAUUUCCAUAUUACAGCAAGCUCAAGCAUGAGGCGGUGUGCAACUUCAGACCAUACAACUGUCCAUAUGCUGGUUCGGAGUGCUCUGCUGCUGGUGAUAUUCCUUUUCUAGUUACCCAUCUGAGAGAUGACCACAAGGUGGAUAUGCACACAGGAUGCACAUUCAAUCAUCGCUAUGUAAAAUCCAAUCCCCGUGAAGUAGAAAAUGCCACUUGGAUGCUAACAGUUUUCCAUUGUUUUGGCCAAUAUUUCUGUCUUCACUUUGAAGCAUUCCAGCUUGGCAUGGCUCCAGUGUACAUGGCAUUCCUCCGUUUUAUGGGUGAUGAGACUGAGGCCCGCAAUUACAGCUACAGUCUGGAAGUUGGGGCAAAUGGCAGGAAGCUCAUAUGGGAGGGCACCCCACGAAGCAUCCGGGAUAGCCACCGGAAGGUCAGGGACAGUCAUGAUGGGCUUAUCAUCCAGCGAAACAUGGCACUUUUCUUCUCCGGUGGAGACAGGAAGGAGCUGAAACUGAGAGUUACAGGGAGGAUAUGGAAGGAACAACAGAAUUCAGAUGCCGGAGUGUGCAUACCAAACCUUUGUAGCUGAGGCAGGUGAUAUAUAUGAGAGGCAUUUUCAUGAUUUGUGUGUUUGUCUCUGUGGUGUUGUACCCAUGAUCACAAACUUUUCUUCUGUGUUAUGUAUCGGAAAGCUUGAUAUGUGCACUGUUGCCAAAAGUUUUAGCUUUUAUAAAUUUGUUUAUGCCGGCCUCUCUUAUUUUGCUCCGGAUACUCUCCUUUCCGGCCACCAGGUGAGGUAUUGCACUCAAAAAGUCGGUGUAACUUAAUGAUCAAUGUGAUGAGAUUGUUCUUUUA
Camellia sinensis is the source of this 1517-nucleotide messenger RNA. RefSeq names its product E3 ubiquitin-protein ligase SINAT5. Gene Ontology annotation, cellular component: cytoplasm. NCBI's taxonomy places the organism in Eukaryota, Viridiplantae, Streptophyta, Magnoliopsida, Ericales, Theaceae. Gene Ontology annotation, molecular function: zinc ion binding; ubiquitin protein ligase activity; protein binding. The record is from RefSeq and is a predicted model, not a curated record. Gene Ontology annotation, biological process: ubiquitin-dependent protein catabolic process; multicellular organism development.